Molecule: messenger RNA, 700 nt
Organism: Prorocentrum cordatum
Lineage: Eukaryota; Dinophyceae; Prorocentrales; Prorocentraceae
Source: the annotation of a GenBank genome assembly
AGCUCGACGCGCUCACUGUCCUGCCCCGUUCGGCGGUCGGCGGGGCUUGCUGCGGGCGACAGCGGGCAUCGCUGCGUGGCAGGCGAAUGACGUCGAGCGCAGCCUCCUCUGCCAGGCGGCGGGCUUGUCCGGCGAAGAGAGCCCGCCGGCUGGUGGCGCUUUUGCUGGCGGCGGUUGCCACGGGCCUCGCAGCCCCGGCCUUCGUGGCCAGCGGCAGGCGCUCGCCGAUGAGCGGCGGCAGGCGCCCUAGCAGCUCCCGUGGCGCCAUGUCCCCCGGGCCUGCGGUGACCGAGCGGCCGAUGGGUCUCAACGGCCACGGCGGAGGGCUCGGAGAUAGCGGAGGGCUGAACGGCGGCAGGAACGAUGGCGGCGGGGACGGCGACCUGCCCGACAUGAGCCCCGAGGAUUUCGCAAGGCUUCGAUUGAAGCGAGGCCACAACUUCUAUGCGCUCAACAACGAGGCCGAUCUGGACAUGCUGCUGCGUCAGAGUGCGCAGGCUCCAGCCUGUUGGGCAGAAGAAUCGGGUCUCUGGGCCCUUGCCGCAUGUUAAGAUGCAUUGUUGCGGAACUAGACAGGUGUGUAUGGAGAGCAACUUGAUGUGAGGUCAGGCGAUGCCGCGCGAUGUGGUUGUAUCGGUGUGGUGAGUUGAAUUAGUUGGUCUGCAUGCAACGCGAUGUCUCGUGCAUGUGAAAUAGGUGG